Molecule: messenger RNA, 2145 nt
Organism: Exophiala bonariae
Lineage: Eukaryota; Fungi; Ascomycota; Eurotiomycetes; Chaetothyriales; Herpotrichiellaceae
Exons: 2
Coding region: 1-2145 (714 amino acids)
Biological process (GO): DNA replication initiation; DNA replication
Cellular component (GO): nuclear origin of replication recognition complex; DNA replication preinitiation complex; nuclear pre-replicative complex
Molecular function (GO): DNA replication origin binding
Source: RefSeq, a predicted model, not a curated record
AUGGAGCACGAAGAAGACAGCGUCGAGGAUAAUGCGCACAUUGGAUGCUACAUUUUUAAACCUGCGACUGUCACCGAAACAGAUGAAGAGCAACGGCCCCGAAAGAAGCGCAAGAUUAGUCAAGCAGCUGCAUCGGAACAUUCUGAGGAGGGUGGGAUAACAUGGCCAAGUCUCUUUGCAGGCAAAGAAUCUCAACAGUCCAUUGCAAAUCGGCAGAAAAAAUUCCAGGAAUUUUGGGCACUCCGUCAGAAUGAAAUUGAACAUGUCGUCAAUCAGGUGGACGAAAGCCUGGUGAACAGCGUGCUGAAAUUUGUUCGGUCGCCAGACGGGAAACAAUCCCAGGCCAAGCUCAGAACUGGGUUGAUUGUAUCUGGGCCAACGAAGAACACACAACGGGACCUACUACAGGGAUGGCAGACAAGAACAUUGGAAGACGUUCAGGAGAUAUUCGUCGAGCUGCAUCCAAGCCAGUGUCCAAAUCUUCAAGUUACUCUCAAAACUCUUAUACGGAUGGCGAUUUCACAACAUAAAGGGUCGCAGGAGUACACCACUUUUCUCGCCAAACACAAAGCACUCAUUCCAAUGAAUUUCGACCUGGAGAUACUACAGCGGUAUGUCGAGCAACAUCAAAUAUCGAGAGUUAUCCUCUUAUUAGCCGAUGUCGAAACAUUUGACACUGGGAUCUUGUCUGAGUUCAUCUCCAUGACCAGCUCCUGGCUCGGCAGAAUUCCAUUCCAACUUCUUAUCAAUAUAGCAACUACGGUUGAGCUCUUCGAAUCUCGGAUCUCUAGGUCUAUCGCCUCAUUGCUUGAUGCAGAGGUUUUCCAGUCGGCGAAUGACACAGCUGAUCCCCUCUACAAAAUAUAUAGUGCUGUACAGCACAAUAACGACACCGACAUCUUCCUGGGGCCUACAGUACUCAAAGUUCUAGCGGAGCUCGCAGAGGACCAAAGCACAACCACCGCAACCUUUACGCGAGCAAUAAAGUACGCCUUCAUGACCCACUUCUUUGCGAACCCGCUAUCUACGCUCGACUCGAAAACCACCUCAGAUCCUUCCAACGACAAGAAGCUCUGUCAGGCUGUUCGUUGCACCCCAGGAUUCAAAGAACGCUGCGAACAACUCGCCAAGGGCGAGAAAGCCAGCCGCCAACGGGCCCACGAAGUCAUGUCAUCUGACGAAGCACUCUUCAGAGACGCUUUGGAAGUACUGCAAACGAGCCGGACAAGAUUGAGAAAUUCACUCGCAGCUGUCCAAAUGUUACACACAAUAUACUAUACACUAGAAGUCGCUCCGGUGGCACCGCUUGAUCUGGAGGUCCAGUUAAUUACUUCAUUGCCCAGAUUGCUGGAGUCAGACGUGUAUCUAGAUAUCGAAACAGCCGUGAUCGACCUAGGACCUGACCAAUUCCAUGACUUCACAGAAGCCCUCGCUGAAUCAGUGACAACCGCAAACCUUCCAAGCGAAUCUCCCAGCGAUAACAAUACGGAAUUGGAGAAGUUCCUGGGCGAGAUCCGCAAUCUCAAGACUUCACAAUCUGCUACAGACUCUCCCCAGCAGCGAUUCAUGAAGCUCCUAUCUACACACCUCGAGGUCAAACUCCAGCAAUACCUCGAGAAAGAUAACGAGCGAUCAUCUACCACGCAAAACGCCACACCCGCCACCAGUCCAUUCCAGAGCUACCUCCACGAAGCCACAGUGCUACACACACGCUCCCCACUGACGGCGGUGCUGCACGCACGACCACGGUACGCACUGGAGCGCGCUCUGAUCCGGCCGGCCGACUACCUAGGCUGCGAGUGCUGCGCGGCGGACAAGCAUGGGGAGAUCUCCGACCGCAGCGCGCUGCCCGCGACGAGUCUGCUGCUGACGCUGCUCAAUGAGGCGGGCAAUAUCGUCAAUGUGCGAGACUUGUGGGAUGCAUUCCGCGAGAUCGUCGCGGGUUCUGGAGCUGCGGAGGGAGUUGUAGAGGACGCGGCGGACGACGGCGACGGCGACGACGAGGACAAGAUCAAUGAGGAUCGCCGUGCUCUCGCGCUCUUCUAUGGCGCUCUGGCUGACCUCAGGCACUUGGGUCUCGUGCGCUCGAGCAAGCGCAAGCCUGGUGUCGAGUGCGUGGUCAAGACUGCGUGGAUGGGUCUGUGA